Molecule: messenger RNA, 6963 nt
Organism: Larimichthys crocea (large yellow croaker)
Lineage: Eukaryota; Metazoa; Chordata; Actinopteri; Sciaenidae
Gene: golga4
Product: golgin A4
Exons: 25
Coding region: 174-6317 (2047 amino acids)
Biological process (GO): Golgi vesicle transport
Cellular component (GO): Golgi apparatus
Molecular function (GO): small GTPase binding
Source: RefSeq, a predicted model, not a curated record
UCCACGUUGGCCGCACAUGCGCAGAGAGCUCGGUCACCUGCUGGAAAUCAAAAGCGAACAAGGAAGUCUCGCCCUGCAGGACUGGAUGUCAGGCUGGUGCAAGAACUAAACACGUCCCCCCCGCGGAUUGUAGUCGUCUGCUCGUCGGCUGUUUGCUACAUCAGCGUGACGAGAUGUUUAAGAAGCUGAAGCAGAGGAUAAACGAGGAGCAGUCGCCGCAGAGGAGUGCGCAGUCACCACAACAGGCCCAGUCGGGCAGUGGAGACCGGCGCAGCAGCCAAACCCCUCCGUUAUACCACGAUGGUUCGCCCACUCCCAGUGACAGAGAGAUGCUGGCCGGGAUGAUAGCAGAGCCCGCUUUUCUCUCUGAGUAUACUAUCUUUGCUCUGGACCAUUCAAAACGACCCAAAACGGCCCAGGUAGCCAGUGUGGGUGCCCCUAAAGGACCAGCGAGAUCUCCCAGAGGUAGCAUCAAUGGGGAUGGAAGUGCUUCUCCUCACAGAGAGGAGACGCAGUCAUUUGCCCAGAAGCUGCAGUUAAAGGUUCCCUCAAUGGAGUCGUUGAUUCGUGGCGGCGCCAGUCGGGCAGAAAACCUGUUCCGCUCCCCCUCUAAAGAAAACCUGGUCCGAAGCUCAUCACGUGACUCCCUGACACCUUUAGGAGAAAACGAGUCCCUGGGCACCCCAACAUAUGACCCCCCCUCUGAUAUCGAGAGCGAGGCUGAGGAGCCACCAGGCAGUGCAGAGUCUCUUUCCAAAGAGCAGCUGUUGCAUCGGAUGCUUAGAGUGGAGAGGAGCCUGGGAAAGUACAGAGGGAAGUACUCAGAGCUGGUUACUGCGUACCGAACAGUACAGCGAGAUAAAGAAAAAACGCAGGUUAUCCUCAGUCAGAGUCAAGAUAAAGCUCUCCGCAGGAUAGGGGAGCUGCGGGAGGAGCUUCAGAUGGACCAGCAGGCCAAGAAACAUCUACAGGAAGAGUUUGAUGCUGCACUGGAGGAGAAGGACCAGAUGAUCACUGUACUCCAAACACAGGUUGCUCUCUUAAAGAAACGUGUCAAGGGGGUCUCUGAUGGUGCUGACAUUCCUCAAUCUGAAGAUGCUCCGGACUCUUCACCACAAAGUCCGUCAAAACAAGGAGUAGAGUCUGAAGUCACUGAAGGAGAGGGCAGCAGUGAUCCAACCAAAGUCAUGGAGGCUCUGCAGAAGAGAGUGAAGAGGCAGGAAAACAUCCUGCAGAAGUGCAAAGAAGUGAUGCGUACACACAAGGAGCGGAGCGCCCAGCUGGGCACCGAGAAUGAAACUCUGCAGGAGCAGCUGCAGGAGAGGCUGCAGGAGCUGGAGAAGAUUAAGGAGCUGCACACAACAGAAAAGACUAAGCUGAUCACUCAGCUGCGUGAUGCAAAGAACCUUAUUGAACAGCUGGAGCAGGACAAGGGAAUGGUCAUUGCUGAGACAAAGCGGCAGAUGCAUGAGACAUUAGAAAUGAAAGAAGAUGAGGUGGCACAGCUACGCUCCAGGCUCCAGCAGGUUACUGCCCAGAAAGAAGAAUUGCAGGAACAGAAAGAAAAGGCUGAGAAAUCAGCAUUUGAAGAACUUGAACGAGCACUGGGUGUAGCCCAGAAGGCCGAGGAGGCCCGAAAACAGCUGCAGGUUCAGCUGGAGGCGCAAGUCAAAGAAGUUGAACGGGCCAGUGAGGAGGAGAGGAAGAGUCUGCAGCAGGAGCUCACACGAGUCAAACAGGAGGUUGUCACCAUCAUGAAGAAAUCAUCAGAGGAAACUGUGGCCAAACUGGAAAAACUCCACAGUGAAGCUUUGGCUGCUAAAGAAGAAGAGACAAGUGCCAGAAUCCACAAAGCUGUGGAGCAAUGCAAAGAAGAUUUUGCCCAGUUACGUAAGGAGCGGGAACAGCAGGCUUCUCUGGCUCUGGAGGAUGUGGAGUUACAGAAGACGGCUAUCAGGACAGAAGCUGAAAACAAGGUUAAAGAGAUCCAGUUGGAGCUGGAGGCUGCGAGAACUAGAAUACUGGAGCUGGAGAGCUCUCUGGAGAAAAUCUCACAGGAUGGAUCAAGUCUGUCCCAUGAACUUUCCAGUCAGCUGGACGAGCUGAAGGCUAAACACAAAGAGCAAAUCUCCGCAUUAGAGGAGAAGCACCAGGAGCAGCUGAAAAAGCACAAGGGCACCCUAACCCAGCAGCGUAAUGCUGCCCUUGAAGAGCUCAAGGAAGAACACAGAGUUGAAGUAGAGACCCUCCUGCAUAAUAAAGAACUGCAGUUCCAAGCACACGUUGAAGACAUGAACCAGAAAACUUUAGAGAAACUGGAUGCAAAGCAGACAGAGCUAGAGGCAAUUUCCACUGAACUUUCUGAGGCUUUGAAGAGUAAGCAGCUUCUGGAGGAGAAGUUGGUGGUAGCUGAAGAUGCUCAUAGGCUAGCUGAACAGGAACAUGAGAAUAAAAUCCAAGUUUGGGAGGCAAAGCACAAUGUAGAGCUUGCAAAUAUCAAACAGGAGCACGAGCAGUCUCUUGGAGGAAUAGAGAAGACUCUGAAGGAGGAACUUAACGCGUUGAAAAUUGUUCUGAGGGAAAAGGAAAAGGAAAUUGAAGGACACAUGCUUAGAGAAAAAACAUUACAAGAGGGAUCACAAGAGUUAAAUGCCAAGGUUAAAGAAUUGGAGGAACUGCAGCAGUGUGUAUCACAGUACCAGAUGGAAAAUGGGAGCCUAAAAGAAUCUAACGCACAGUUAAGUAAAGUCUCAGAGGACCUUGUUCAGUGUAAGAAGGAUUUGACAGAUUUGGAGCAUCAGUUGGAAGAAGCAAAGAAUGAUUGUCAACAAAAAGACAAAUCACUUCAAGAACUAGAGCAGCAAUUACAGCAGAGCAGAAAGGAGUUGUCAGAGCAGGAGAAGUCAUAUACUGAAGAACUGAACACUAAGCAGGAGGAACAAGCACGCCUCAAGAAACAGCUGGAUGACGAAAAAGCUGCCCACGAGAAGAAGAUGAAAAACGUUAUAUCUGAGAUGGAAGCUAAGCUGAAAACACAGGAAACAAAAAUGGAAAAGUUUAAACAGAAAGCCAAAGACAUGCACGAGAGCUUUAAGAAAAAGCUCCAGCAGAAUGAAGAAACCAUGAAGAAGGAACUUGCUAAAAAGGAGAAAGAGCUUCAGCAGAAAGAGCAACAAGUUCAAGAGAAAAUUUUAGAGAUGGCCCAAAAAAGUUCCCAAGGCCUCAGCAGUGCAAUGUCGGAACUGCAGGCUAAUCAUAAGGAAGAACUGGAGAAGCUACAUGACACCCACAAGCAUGAGAUUGAGGAGCUGGAGCAUCGUUGGCAGGAGAAGAUGGGACAGCAGGAGGAAGAAUUAACAGAGAAACACUCGCACAUACUACAGGAGAAGGCUCAGGAACUGGAGGACAUUUCUCAGCAACUUAGCAAAAGCAAAGAGGAGAACGAGCAAGUGUUGUGUGAGAUAAAGGAUUUAAAGGAGGACCUGGCGAUUCGAGAGACCACUGUGCAGAAGCUGCAAGAAGAGCUUAACGAAGCAGCAGUUAAGCUUGAAAGUUUGUCCCAGGCCGAGGCGUUGCUCAAAGAGCAAAUGGAGUCAGUGGAGAGGAAUCUCAACCAGGCGCUGAAUGAGAGAAACUCUCUCCAAGACCAGCUCAACAUAACAAAAGAGGAAAGCAGAGAGCAGUUAAAGACCUUGUCAGAGAAGCUGGAGGACACAGAGAUGCAGCGUAAAGCACUGGAAGGUUCCAGAUGUAAGGAAAGCGAGGACUUGCAGAAUAAAUUUGAGGAAAAUGUCAUUCAGCUACAAGCCGCUAUCCAGAGUAAAGAAGAACAAAUUUGCACUUUAGAGGAGAAUCUCCGACAGCAGACGGAGGAGAAUAAGAAUCUAUGCAUUUCAUUAGACCAGAUGACCGCUCAGGUAAAUGCUCAUACUGAGCAUGUCAAAGCCUUAACACACGAGAAGGAGAACCAUUCUCAGUCUAUCAGUGAGAAAGUUCAGAGAAUUGAGGAGCUGAGUGCAGAAAACAGAACCAUAUCAGAAAGUUUGAAAACAAACGAGUCGCUUAUCGGUGACUUGGAAAGCAUCAUCAGCGACUUGAAAAAUCAGCUUGCAAGUAGCAUAAAAGAGAAGGAGGAAGCCAUAAAUCAGCUUAACCGGCAGUAUAAAGAGGAGACCCAACAUGCUGCUGAGACCAUAGAGAGAUUAGAGCAGGAGAAGAGGUCUGCUUUAGAGCAGGCGGAUGCACUCAGGAACAGUUUGACUGAGUAUGAGAACAAAGCAGAGACCAAGUUCACUCAAAAUGACAACACUAUCACAUCUCUACAGACCAGGCUUGAGGAGCUGGAGCGAGAAAUCUCUGAGAAGAACGAAGCUCUGCAACGGCUGACAGCAAGUAUUAACAAUCAGUCUGUCAGCAAGUCCGAGAUGGACCAGGUUCUGAGUGAGAAAGAGCAGACGGUCAGUGGACUUACCUCAGAGCUCGAGAGUUGCAUCAGUCGACUCGGUGAGCUUCAGGAGCAGUUAGCCUUAAAGACACAAGAGUGUGAGCAACUCACAGCUGACCUCAAACAGCAACACAGCAUCAGGGAGAAUGAAAAGAAAGAGUUGGUGGAGCAGCUGCAACAGACCCAGAUGCAGUGCGCUCAGAACGGGAAUUUGGAGCAGGAGUGGGUAGAAAAACUACGCUCCCUUGAGGAAGACAACCAAAAGUGUAAAAUCAACCUUGAAAGUCAAAGAGAGGAAUUUGAAAAGAUGAAAGAUGAGGUUAUCAAGAGCAAAGAGGAGAGUCUGAAGGCAGCUGAAGAGAGGUUAUCAGCAGAGAGUGCCCGGAAAGUGUCAGAGCUGAAGAAGAAAGCUGAGCAGAAAAUCGGUCAGAUCAAGAAACAGCUAACCUGUCAACUUGAGGAGAAAGAGCAGACAAUCAAGGCUCUUCAGACCAACCUGGAGGAGAUCAAGAGCAACGAAACGUCCAGCAAACAACACACAGAAACAUUAGAAGAGAAAACAAAAACACUCCAGGAAGCUCUUGUCAAGCUUAAGGAAGAGCAGGAGAAACAACUCGAAGAGAUUCUGAGUAAUGAGAGGCUUGAGAGAGAAAAGUCGCUAGAGGAACUCAAAAACAUGUACGAAGAGAAGCUGUCCUCGCUUCAGAGAGAUUUAGCGCAACAAGAGGAGCUCCAAGAAACUGAAUCAAAGCUACAUGAAAUCGAAGCAAAGCUAAAAGGAGCAGAAGAGCAGAACGAAAACCUUCUUGCAGAAAUUAAUCGGCUGAAAGAAGAAAUAAGCGCAAAGGAUGCUCAGCUCGGUCAACACCAGGGAGCUAUUAAGCAGGUCCAAAAUCUAUCACAACCUGAGGGCGAGAUGAUGGUGGAAUGUAGCAGCGUACAGCAAACCAAGAGCGCGAUGGAAAACCACUCUCAGAUGGAAGAACUGGACGGCGAUUCUCACGAGUCUCUCAAGAACAGUCUGAGUCAGAUGAAGAACGAGAAAGAGAAACUCCAAAAGGACUUCACCAGGCUGCAGAAAGACAUCCGAUUACUAAGGAAGGAGCAUGAACAGGACCUAGAGUACAUAAAGAAAGAGUUGUUAGAGGAGAAUGAGAAAAAGCUAAAGUUGGAGUUGGAAGAUGCCGAAAUGAAGCACAAUUCUACCAUCAAGCAGUUAAUGAGGGAGUUCAACACACAAAUGGCUUUGAAAGAGACGGAGCUUGAUUCAUCAGUGAAGGAAACCAUUGCCAAGGCCCUGAGUGUAGAAGAAGAACUCAUCAGUAGCCAUCGAGAAGAAGCCAGUCAGCUGAGGAAGCUGAUUGCCCAGAAGGAGGAUGAUUUGCACAGAACAGUUCAGAAAUAUGAACAGGUUAUACAGAGUCGGGAGGAGGAGAUGGGAGGCAGAGUGUGGCAGGUCCAAAAAGAAUUGGAGGAGUUGAAAGGAAGGAGCCAAGGCACUUCUGAGAUGAGCGCAGAAGAACUACAGGCUCAGCUAGCGGAGAAGACGACUCUGCUGAGCGAGGCUCGGCUGAAGGAGCAGGGCUUUGUUGAGAGAAUCCACUCGCUUGAGGACAAGAUUAAAUGUUUCCACCGAACCACUGUCGUAACUCAUCUCGGGAGCACAUUCAAAGAUCCUGGAUUCAACAGCACUGACGCCCUCUCAGAAGCCACUGAGAUGGAGUACCUGAGGAAGGUGCUGUUUGAAUACAUGAUGGGACGGGAAACAAAAACGAUGGCCAAAGUGAUUACCUCCAUGCUCAAGUUUCCUCCAGACCAAGCUCAAAAGGUUUUGGACAAAGAAGACUCUAAAACGACCCCUUGGUUACGAUGAGUGUCGAAAUGAUUUGUGAACUUCUGAAUGAAAAUCUGCUGCUACUGCUGCUGAAGGGGAAGACUGCCAUGGAUUUGAUCAAGCCCUUCUCUCUGCAUUUCUUGUCAUUUUAGUGUGUGUGUGUGUGUGUGUGUGUGUGUGUGUGUGUGUAUGGUGCAGUAUGUGUGAAUAUAUCUAAAGGUAUGAGGGAAUUAGAGAACAUGCCAGAAACACAAAUCUUCCAUGAAUCCAGUUUUACUCUGAAAUUAAGUUUGUUAAUUUAUGUGUUUUAGGUUAAGUUAAAUUCUUUCCAUUUUAUUUUAGACUGUGUUUAUACAGAUUGGCUUGUGCAAUAAAUUAAGUCAUUAUCACAUAUUGAUGCUGACAGGUCAGUUGAUUUAUAGGUUUCUGUGUCGUGUUGUCUGAAUCACUUCCUCUGUAAAACUGUAAACGACCCUUUAACUGUGCACUCGCACCACAUUAAGAUAUACUGGCCUCUGGACAUUGUUUAACACAGCUUUUCUAUGCUUUAUAUUUUGACACUGACAUAGAAACACAAAAACACAAACUGUAAAUUGUACUAUGAUAAUUAAAACUGUACUAUAGAGGGCACUAUAUGACUUGCUAUACAUUUUCAGACUAACAGAUUAAAUCUUAUUUACAGAAC